Ziziphus jujuba (common jujube) is the source of this 357-nucleotide messenger RNA. Its product is annotated as glycine-rich cell wall structural protein 1.0-like. Lineage: Eukaryota; Viridiplantae; Streptophyta; Magnoliopsida; Rosales; Rhamnaceae. The record is from RefSeq and is a predicted model, not a curated record. Bases 1 to 357 code for a protein of 118 amino acids. The transcript has a single exon.
AUGGAACCUUGGCUAAUUGCAAUCAUAGUUUUUGUUGUAUCAACGAUCAUAAUUAUCAUCUUAAGUUUGAUAUGUCGAGCUCAACGCACAUGGGUUGGACAUGGUGGAGGUAGUGGAGCAAUAGGUGGCGGAAUUUGGGCUGGUGGAGGUGGUGGAGUAGAUAAUGUUGGAGGAGGAGGUUAUGAUGGUGGAGCGGAUUAUGCCAUUGGAAUAGGAGGUUUCGGCGGUGCAGGCGAUUAUGGUGGUGGAGGGGGAGGAGGAGGUUUUGGUGGUGGAGGCGAUUAUGGUGGAGGAGGAGGCGGUGGUGGUGGUGGUGGUGAUGGUGGAGGUGCAGGUGGUGGUGCCAGCGCUUGUUGA